GUGUUUGCAACUCCCACUUGUUUCAUCGCCCCGGCGAUCAUGUAUCUCCGUUUGCCAAGGCAGAGCCAAAGCAAGUCCUGGAGGGUGCUGUGCGUGCUCUCGGCUGUGGCUGGCGCUGCCUUUGCCAUUCUGGGUAUCGUCGUCACGGUGAGGACUGGCUCUUGA
Molecule: messenger RNA, 165 nt
Organism: Symbiodinium sp. CCMP2456
Lineage: Eukaryota; Dinophyceae; Suessiales; Symbiodiniaceae
Source: the annotation of a GenBank genome assembly